UUCUUAAGUACAAAACAAAAAAGUAUGCCCAGAUACGCUGCUCUCUUAAAUCCAAGCGAGAAAAUGGACAACUUCGCAAAAUUGCCUGAGGAAUGCAUCUCUGAAAUUCUUUCCUUCACUUCGCCCGCGGAUGUAUCGGCAUUUUCUAUUAUCUCUAAGCGUUUCAAAUCAGCAUCCGACUCUGACAAUGCUUGGAGCAAAUUUGUGCCGUCGGAUAUUGACGACAUCAUUUCCAAAUCAUCCAUUCCACUGCACUUUGAGUUACCGCCCACCAAGAAGCUUCUAUUUCUUAGUCUCUGCGAUAAUCCGAUUGUCCUUGAGGCAGGCAAAAAGAUUCUUUAUUUGGACAAGUUUACGGGCAAAAAAUGUGUUAUGUUUGCACCGUCCGAGCCUAUAUUCACCGGCCCAUAUAUUUUCCAGCACAAGCAAAGGAGACCUGAACGAGAAGCCAGGUUUAAGGAGGUAGUUGUAUUGGAGUUUUAUCAAGGUGUGUUUAGCAUUCACUUGAAAAUGACAAAAAAAAUGUUAUUAUCUGAAGAAACAGAGUAUUGUUGUUAUUUGAUGUACACAAUAGAAGAUUCAGGGUACUCUUCGGAUUCAAGUGACUCAAGCUUUACGAUUGACACAUUUAUUAGUAAUGUGCCUCGGAUAGGAUAUUCUGCGACUAGGGUUCGGGAAGACGGGUGUGAGGAGAUAGAAAUCAAAUCCUUUUUCAUCAAGAGUGUGGAAACAGGAGAUGAUGACAUGGAAUUUCAAGCAUCUGUUUGUUUCCCUUGGGUUAACUUGUCUCUUGUCAUUCAUGGCGUAGAGUUUCGGCCUCGUCAUAUGGGACAAGAGGAUGGUAGAAGUCGUUGUUCUGAUAGUGAAAUCUCACUUGAUCACCUCCACAUGUGAGGGAUUCAAGGGUAAACUAGCGCAAGAGAUCAGGUGCCUAUAGUAGUAUAGUACACUCAAAAGGCUAAAGUUUAAUUUGCUGCAUUUGGUGUUAUGUUGCACCAAAAAAAAGGCCAAAGUGGAGUUAUUUGUGAAGUUCUAAUGAGAAUGUUUUAG
Cuscuta europaea is the source of this 1050-nucleotide messenger RNA. Lineage: Eukaryota; Viridiplantae; Streptophyta; Magnoliopsida; Solanales; Convolvulaceae. The record is from the annotation of a GenBank genome assembly.